Myiozetetes cayanensis is the source of this 2920-nucleotide messenger RNA. It is a transcript of the gene PRRG3, whose product is annotated as proline rich and Gla domain 3. NCBI's taxonomy places the organism in Eukaryota, Metazoa, Chordata, Aves, Passeriformes, Tyrannidae. The record is from RefSeq and is a predicted model, not a curated record. Gene Ontology annotation, cellular component: extracellular region. Gene Ontology annotation, molecular function: calcium ion binding. The coding region runs from base 95 to 802 and encodes 235 amino acids. The transcript has 4 exons.
GGGCCUCCCUGCCCGUCGGCGGGAGGGAGCGGCUGCGGCGCGCGCGGGGCCGCCAUGAGGUAGGCAGGAGCCCCCCGUGGCCGAGUGAGGCAGCAUGGCAAUGUUCUUGGGGGCCAGGAACGCCCACUCGGUCCUGAAACGCUUUCCCAGAGCCAAUGGCUUCCUGGAGGAGAUCCGCCAGGGCACCAUCGAGCGGGAGUGCAUCGAGGAGGUCUGCAGCUACGAGGAGGUCAAGGAGGUGUUCGAGAACAAGGAGAAGACGAUGGAGUUUUGGAAGGGCUACACCAACUCUGUCUACUCUGUCAAGGACCCUGGGCACAGCACGGAGCGCUCUGACGCCAUGUACGUGGUGGUGCCCCUGCUGGGAGUGGCCCUUCUGAUAGUCAUCGCCCUCUUCAUCAUCUGGAGGUGCCAGCUUCAAAAGGCCACCCGCCACCGCCCUUCCUACGCCCAGAACCGCUACCUGGCCAGCCGGACGGGACGCAGCCUGCCCAGGGUCAUGGUGUACCGGGAGCGCUCCCACAGCCAGGGGGAAACCCAGUACCAGCGGGAAGCCAGCACCCGGGGGGCUGGAGACGGCAGAGCUGGGGGCACCCCCCCUCAGCAAGACAACACCCUCUGCCCGCCAGAGCACUCGGCCUCCAUCCUCUCCAGACUGUCCAGCGCCACCCCCCCGCCUUCCUACGAGGAGGUGACGGGCCACCCCGAGAGCAGCAGUGGGGAGGAGACCAGCGUCUCCUACAGUGACCCGCCGCCCAAGUACGAAGAGAUCGUGGCCACUGCCCCUGCCGCGGGCAAAUAGCGGGUCUGCCUCCCCCCUGCCUCUCCACACACUCACACCCACCUGCCCACCCUCCCUUCGCCGUGCCUGGGACCCCCUCCCGGUGUCCGUCGGGCCCCCCCGCCUCACCUGUACGAGCCGGUGCCAUCACACAAUAGCCUUACCCUCCUAACCAAAAACAGCUGUCCCAGGUGGGGUGAGGCAGGGCUGUGGGGGUGGCUGUGCAGCCAGCCAGCCAUCUCCUGCCCCUCACUCCCCGCUCACGUAAGUGCUGUAGCAGCCAGAGCCGAGCAGCAGCUUGUUCCUGGCUCAACGCAGGGGUCUCCUCAUGGUGCAUUUGAUCCCCUCACCUCCCCCUCGAGCAGACAUAACAUUUCCCAUGAUCAGAACAGCCUCGCUGCCUCCCUGGGCUGCUGCUCAGCCUCACCCCAUGUCCCCACUGCCCUGUUCUGAUCGGGAGCUGGGGGUGCAGGAUGGGUGUGGCAAACUUCUGUCCAUCCCCACAGUUGGUGUCCACGCUCUGUGUUUGGGGAGAUGGUUCUUCCCCCGUGUGGAUUUGUUGCCAAGUGGGAUUGGGGAGCCUGGUCCAUACUCUGGUGCCUGUAGCAAUAUUUGCUGUCUGGAGAUCAGGGAGGAGCAGUAAGGAAGGUGCUCUCCUAGAUCCCUUUGGAAAGGGGGGAAGGCUCAUGGUGGUCUUGUACCUGAGGUAAGUGGCUUUGGAGCAGCAGAGUCUUUUCCUGAUGCUCUCUGCUUUCCCCCUCUGGGGUGCUGGGCAGCUGGAGGUCUGGCUAUGGCAGAGCUGGCCAAGAGGGUCAUCUCUGAUCCCAAGCCAAUCAUGGUCCCAUGGCUUUAAAUGGUGAGGAUGCUCCUCUCUCCUGGAGCGUGGCCUGCCUGGUGUCUGUCCCAGAGGUGGCAUUGUGGCACAGGGAACCUGUGGACAGGCCAAACCUCCCCUCUCCCUACUCCAAACCACUCUGCCCUGCCUGACCCCUCUCCUUGGGGUUCUUUCUCCUCCAGAUCAGGUAAAGGGGAAUAUGAGGCCCCAGUCUCCUGGUUCCUCUGGUGGGCAGAGUGCUCAGUGGCCAGGGCUGUGGAUGGGGGGCUUGCUGACAGGAGUGGCAGCCACAAGACCAUGCCUCAACCUGGCCAUGCCAGUUGGGAGCAGGGCCAAGCCCUGCCUGGGUGAUGGUGGAGCCAGGGCAAGGCAGAGCUGGGUGCUUUGCUGUGGGACCAGAGUAUCCCUUUUUCCUGGGCCUUUGGGGUCCAAACGGGGCUGCCCUUUCCCAGUCACGUCUGAUAGAUUAAAACGGAGGUUGUGCUCACCAACCCCCCCAAAAACUCACAGCACUGCCACCACUUGGUGUUCACCCCAGCACCAGCGUCUCCACCAGCACCAAAAGGCUAUUGUCCAUCCAUAGGUGGCCUGCAUCCUGCUCGGUCCCAGCGAUGCUCUCACAGCAGGUGCCCUCAGCCCAGAGCUGAGGCUUGCCCAGCGUGGCUUUCCUGGGGCAAGACAUGCUGGCACCUUGUCUGUCCCCUCCCCAACCUUAGCAAAUCGAGGUUAUGGGGAGACCAGAGCCUGGAAAAGACCGGAGGGAGGCAGCAGGGUGCUCUGCAUCCUCUGUCUCUGAUGCUCAGUCAUUAUCCCCGCAGUUUGUACUCUGUAAAACUUCGUAUAUUUCUGUGCAAAAAAAAAAAAAAAAAAAAAAAGGUAUUUAUUAAAAAACCCUCACUGUCUUAACGGCACAGGGUGGCUUUUUCCCACAGAGGGUGUCGUGGUUUAAACCCAACUGUCAACUCAGCCCCACUCAUCCACACAGCCCCCCCCUCGGUGGGAUGGGGGAGAGAAUCAGAACAGUAAAAGUGAGAAAACUCGUGGGUUGGGAUAAAGGCAGUUUCAAGAUUAAAGCUCUGCGUGCAAGGAAGGCAGGAGAAGGAAUCCAUUCACCACUUCCCAUGGGCUGGCAGGUGCUCGGCCCUUCCCAGGACACCAGGGCUCCAUCACACGUAACGGUGACUCGGGAAGGCAAAUGCCAUCACUCCAAACAUCCCUCCCUUCCUUCUCCCCCAGCACAGGGGAAAUGUCUCACUGGGCACAGCUGGAUUUCCAUCUCGGGGCGUGCUGGGGCUCAGCUCUGU